Solanum stenotomum is the source of this 1077-nucleotide messenger RNA. RefSeq lists its product as uncharacterized. Bases 1 to 1077 code for a protein of 358 amino acids. The record is from RefSeq and is a predicted model, not a curated record. The transcript is spliced from 2 exons. Lineage: Eukaryota; Viridiplantae; Streptophyta; Magnoliopsida; Solanales; Solanaceae.
AUGAUAUUUGAGAGUGUAACUCAAUUUAGAAAGGCUGUUGUUGAUUAUGCUGUUCAACAUAAGGUUCAGUUAAGGCUUAAGCCCAAUGAACCUCAUAGAGUUAGGGUAAAAUGUGAAGGGAAGUGUAAAUGGGAAAUCUUUGCAAGCUUGGAUAAAGAUUCUAGAAAUUUUUUUGUGAAGAAAUACUAUCCUGCUCAUAGAUGUAUUUCAAAGAAUAAGAACAGGUUGUGCACAGCCAAAUAUGUGGAAAUGAGGAUGAGGGAUAGAAUAAUAUCUCAACCUUACAUGAGAGUUCAUAAGCUUCAAGAGACACUAAAAAAAGAAUGGGGCUUAAAAGUGGGAAGAUCAAUAUGUUUCAGGGCAAAAAUGAAUGUUAUUGCCAAGUUCUUGGGUGAUUGGAAGCUUGAGUUUUUAAGGUUGUUAGACUAUGCUGACAUGAUUAAGAGUACAAAUCCUGGGAGUUCUUGUUGGGUUAGAACUGAUAAUGAAACAGUCCAUGGCUUACACUUGUUCAAAUAUUUCUAUGUUUGCUUUGCUGCAUUGAAAAAUGGAUGGCUGGAAGGUUGUAGGAAGAUUAUAGGAUUGGAUGGAUGCUUUCUGAAGGGUGCUUGUAGAAGAGAAUUAUUAGUGGCUGUUGGAAAAAAUGGAAACAAUCAAAUGUAUCCAAUAGCUUGGGCAGUGGUUGAUCAAGAAACUAAACACUCUUGGAGUUGGUUCUUAAGCUAUCUCAUUGAAGACUUGCAACUUGGUGAUGGAAGUGGCAUAACAGUCAUGUCUGACAUGCAAAAGGGUCUUGAGGUAGCAGUUGAAGUCUUACUUCCUAAUGCUGAAAGAAGAAUGUGUUCAAGACAUAUUUGGGCAAAUUGGCAAAAAAGAUGGAGAGGUGAGGAAAGGAGAAAAGCAUUUUGGAGGUGUGCCAAAGCUAGCUUUGAGGUUAAAUUGAGAGAUGAAUUUGAAUAUUUGGGAAAAUUGGGUGAUAGAAUAUGUGAGGCAUUGCUUGGAUAUAACAAAGAAUAUUGGUGUAGAGCUUUAUUUAGUGAAAGAUCAAAGUGUGAUGUGGUGGAAAAUAAUGUGUGA